AUGAGAGCACUUUCCAUAACUCGACUUUUCGCUCGCCGUCCUGUCGCCUUUCGUCUCCGCUCCUCCCGUCUCCGCGAGCCAUUUCUAAGACCCUUCACCUUAAAACAUGAGCGCGCAAGAUCUGUUGAAGCUUACGAUGAGGACGAAGCCAAUCAGUUAAAGGAGCCGAUAAGCAACAAUCCAUAUGAUGAAAUUGGAAGACGGCGGCGUCGCGACGCGGAAGUUAGGAAGUUGAAAAGAGAGAUCAAGUUUCUUUUCAUCGGCUUAGCAUUCUCGAUGGCGGGAACAUACGCUUGCAGUUGUCUUAUAGAGGAAGAUAUCAAAUAUAAAAAAGGCCACUCGGCUGAUGCCAAUCCGAGAGACACGGAAGCUUUUCAAGGCAAGCCUGUUGUAUUGGCCGCUGGUGGACAAAAGCUCGUUGUAGAGGAUCCGUCAACGCAUGAGCAGAUUGAAUUAGUUCCCACGGGAACAUCCUAUGUACCACAUUUUCCAAAGAUUAUAACACUACCUUCUGGUGUUCCCGGAGAGAAAGAUCCAGAAUACACUCUUAUUGGUCUUGGAAUACGGCGCGUGUCGUUCCUUAAUGUCCAGGUGUACGUUGUCGGACUAUACGUGAAGAACAGUUCGCUGGCACCGCUACAAGCGUCUCUGGUACAUCACAUCAAUCCAAUGGCUUCCGCGCUCAUACCUGGGGAGAAAGAGGAGCUAAGAACUUCAUUACUCGAUCCAGAGAGCUCCUCCAAGAUAUGGGAGGCUGUACUGCAAGACGGACAUAGCCAGAUAGAAACUGCCUUCCGGGUGGUCCCUGUCAGAGAUACGAACUUCAACCAUUUACGAGAUGGCUGGGUGACUGGCCUGACUAACAGGAUACAAGAGGCUUCACAAAAGGCACAAAACACUAUCAAGGACGCCGGUACAUCAGGUCAGUCGACGGUCUCGGAGGUCUCAGAAUUCGAUGAUGACAGUAUGGCAUUAUCAAUGCGAGAGUUCAAGCAGAUCUUUCAAGGCAGAGGUAAGGCUCCCAAAGGAUCGAUAAUCCUUCUAACAAGAGAUGGUCGAGGAAUACUGGAUGUAUUAUAUCAAAAGAACCCUGCUGGCGGGGAAGUGGAAAGAAUUGGACGACUAGAAGAUGAGCGGAUCAGUCGGCUGCUGUGGCUGCUAUACCUUGGUGGAAAGAAGCCUAGCAGCGAAGAGGCGCGAAAAGACGUCGUAAGUGGUGUCAUGGCUAUGGUAGAGAGGCCUGUGGGCACAGUCGAAACGCAGGUUGUUUGAUAACAUCCAAAAUUAGACCACUUGACGUCACCGGUAGGGAGGAACUGCGCUUGUGGUUUUGGGUUAUAUCAAUGCUCCGCCAUACCUGCUCUAUGUAAAUAUUAUCUAAAAAUCGAGUCGUAUGCUUAUAACAUAAUGCUCACU
This is a messenger RNA of Pseudovirgaria hyperparasitica, 1416 nucleotides long. RefSeq lists its product as uncharacterized. The transcript has a single exon. The record is from RefSeq and is a predicted model, not a curated record. The coding region runs from base 1 to 1272 and encodes 423 amino acids. Lineage: Eukaryota; Fungi; Ascomycota; Dothideomycetes; Acrospermales; Acrospermaceae. Gene Ontology annotation, molecular function: intramolecular lyase activity.